Messenger RNA from Microthlaspi erraticum, 309 nucleotides. Lineage: Eukaryota; Viridiplantae; Streptophyta; Magnoliopsida; Brassicales; Brassicaceae. The record is from the annotation of a GenBank genome assembly.
AUGCCUCUCCUUGACCAGCUCUCUCCUACAAGAUCACAGCUUACAACACUAGGCAAAAGGGAAGGAAGCUUAGUGUUGGAGGGUCAUCACACCUAUCUGUGCAGCUGGAGUCCAACUGGACAAGAGAAGGUCUACUCCAGGAAUGCGGAUUUGGGUGAGCCUGAGUGCUAUUACUUUGAGGAGUAUGAGGCUCCAAGGAUGAACCCCUCUGUUGUGGCUGCCCACAAGAGGAUUGGACUUCUCCAAAAGUUCAACAAGUGGCAAGGGAAAGCCAUGGAAAGAUGCAAAAGUCCAUGGACAAGAUGGUGA